This is a messenger RNA of Scomber scombrus (Atlantic mackerel), 2408 nucleotides long. RefSeq names its product zinc finger BED domain-containing protein 4-like. Gene Ontology annotation, molecular function: protein dimerization activity. The coding region runs from base 1570 to 2022 and encodes 150 amino acids. NCBI's taxonomy places the organism in Eukaryota, Metazoa, Chordata, Actinopteri, Scombriformes, Scombridae. The transcript has 3 exons. The record is from RefSeq and is a predicted model, not a curated record.
AGCUCAGCGUUUGAGAGAGUUAAUCAACGAGCGACUAACUGCUGCUGCUGAAGAAAUAUUCCGAGAUUUUCAAACAACUAUCUCAGAGUACGAAGAAGAGAUCAACCGUCAGCGCAGACUGCUGGAUAUCGUUUGGAAAUCUGAAAUAAAGUUACACAGAAUAGAGCUCCAGAGACGCAGUACAGGAGUGUUUGUCACCUUAACUGAAAGGAAUCAAUGUCGACGGUUUGGACGUUUUUUUACGGUCUCAAAUGAAGAUAAUCGAAUUGCAAUAUGCAAUACUUGCAAAGCCGAAGUAAUGCGUGGAGGAUGCCGUGUCAAAUCAUUCAACACCACCAAUUUAAUGAGUCAUUUGAAAAACCGCCAUCCAGAAGUUCACAUACAAUGUCAGGAAGCUAACGUUGCUAGCAAGAAGCCAAAACCGAAAACAGCAGCAGCCGCAGUUGGGAGCCCAAUACAGCAAGCACUCGACCAAACAAAGAAAUUUGCCAAGGACAGCGCAAAGGCCAAGUCAAUCACGAACAAGGUAAUGGAAAUGAUAGCUCUUGACGACCAGCCAUUUUCCAUAGUGGAGGACCGAGGCUUUCGUCAGCUGAUAGCGCACAUUGAACCCCGCUACAGCCUUCCAAGUCGCCGUUACUUUUCCGAUGUUUCCCUCCCUGCUUUGUAGGAAGUGGUAGCCACACAUAUCCACAAGAUGUUGGACAGCAGUGGGAAUGACAUUAGCUUCACGACAGAUAUAUGGAGCUCCGACAUCAGUAAGAUGAGUAUGUUAAGCCUUACUGCUCAAUGGAUUGAUGACAACUUUGAAAUGAGCAGAGCUGUGUUACAUGCACAAGAAUUUGCUGGGUCGCAUACAGGGACUGCCAUAGCUAGUGCAUUUGACUGCAUGUUUGCUCAGUGGAAAAUACCGAAAGAAAAUGUGCCUGUUGUGCUUCGUGACAACGCGCGAAAUAUGCAGAAGGCAAUGGACGAGUGCAGUGUUAAAAGCCUGGGCUGAAGGGAUCAUACACUGCAGCUGGCAGUGCAUGACGGAGUGCUAAGCCAGCGAAGCAUCUCUGAUUGUGUGGCUAUUGGAAGGAAAAUAGUUGGACAUUUUAGGCACUCUCAACUUGCCAGCUCUCGGCUGAGAGACAUAUAGCAAGAGUUGGGCAUGAAAACCAAGAUGCUACAACAUGAUGCCGCAACUCGAUGGAAUAGUACUUUUUUCAUGAUGCAAAGUCUACUGGAUCAGAAGCGCACACUUGGUGUGUAUGGAGCAGAUCAUGAACUUCCCGCCUCUCUGAGCUCAUACCAGUGGGGCUUAAUUGAAAACAUGACUACGCUUCUUACUCCAUUUGAACAGUUAACGAGAGAGAUAAGCUCACAUUUGGCCACUACUGCUGACGUGAUUCCCUCUGUGGUGGCACUGAAACGUUUGCUGAGCAAGGCAGCUGAAACGGAUAGUGGGGUCUGCACAGCAAAAAGCACUCUACUAGAAGCUGUGAACAAACGCUUUGGGAGCAGUUUCUCCGAGCCACUUUACUAAGUGACAAGGUAUUAUAACUCCCCAAGCUAGCUGCAGUAAAUAUGCUUCAGAAGGAAGUGGACAAAGUGACGCACAGCGACAGUACCACGGAGACACCUGGCACAGAAGAACCGCAGGAGAAGAAGCCGCAUACUGGAAGUGGUGGACAGUCGCUACUGGACAUGCAUGAUGAAAUUCUGGAGGAAAACUCAACAAUGCAACAGCUGGCGGGCCUGACAAGCAAAACAAGUGUGCAGGUGCAUGGCUAUCUGAGUGAGCCCCCCAUCCCCAGAAAUGAGAGCCCACUGCAGUAUUGGAAAAGCAACAUGUCCCGCUUCCCUGCCCUGGCCAAAGCAGCACGCAAGUACCUUUCGGCUCCAUGUACAAGUGUCGACAGUGAACGUCUCUUCUCCGCUGCAUCACAUGUUGUCGAUGAAAAGAGAAAUAGGAUCCAAUGCGAGAAAGCAGAAAUGCUUCUCUUUGUCAAGAAAAACUUGCCUUUGCUGGUGAAGUAGGCCUAGACUAACCCUACAGUGAAACACUGUUGGGAAAUUGCAAAAAUACAGUGUUUUCAAAUUAUUGUUCAGUCAUAAUUCUGAUAUUUUUGAUUUAGCAAUUUCAUAGAUGCGAGUUGACAUGACUUGUAUUGUUUUGCACUUUGCAAAAAAACACUAGUAUACAAGUUUAUUUUUUAUGGUUGCUUGGAGGAAAACAUUGUUUGGACAUUUACUUGAACAUUACACAUAAGUUGGAAAAUGUGCACUGACUACAGUGUCUGUUAUAAAUAUUCUCAAGUUUGAUUAGUGAGAAUGUAGUCAGAACAUGUUUUGAUAUAUUGGAUUAAGCCUAUUUCACAGAUUUGAGUUGAAAUUGACUUAAACUUAAAACACUUUUUGUAAUU